AGGAGGUUAUUAACACUUAAUUGUUGAUGCUCACUCAUAUCGAUCGAUUUGGACAAAGAUGAAGAUCCGCAACAAAUUCCUCUCCAUCGCACUCCUCCUCUCCACGCUUCUCUGCCUGUCCUCCUCCUUCUCCUCUUCUACGAAGAUGCAGAACAAAUGUGUGUACACGAUCUACGCUCGAACCGGGUCCAUUGUGAAAGCCGGAACAGAUUCCCGAGUCAGCCUCGUCCUGGGCGAUUCCUCGGGUAACUCGGUCUGGAUCCCCAACCUCAAGCACUGGGGACUAAUGGGCCAGGACCACGACUACUUUGAGAGGGCCAAUCUGGAUAUCUUCACGGGUCGGGGUCGUUGCAUGGGUCGACCCGUUUGCAGGGUCAACGUCACCUCUGAUGGGUCGGGGACACGCCCCGGUUGGUACUUGAACUAUGUUGAGGUCACCUCCACUGGGCCUCAUAUACCCUGUAGUCAGUCCCUUUUCCACGUGGAGCAAUGGCUGGCGUUGGAUGUUCCUCCUUACAAAUUGACGGCUCAGAUUGAUAGGUGUGAGCCCAAGAAGCCCAUUUCGGAAGCCCGGCGGUUUUUGGUGAAGUGACGAAUCCUCUCAAUUCGGCUUUGAAGCAGGAGCAGCUUUAGGAUCAAGUUAAAUUUUACUGAACGUGUCUUUCUCGAGCUUACCUACUCCUGCAUAUCGAUACCGAUAGAGCAAUUAGCUCCCAUAGAUUAUUACCGGCUGGCUUCCACUGGCCGUUGGUAACUUGACAACACUUGAAAUUCUUAACCGAGACCUACCGGUGAAACAACCACAUGAGAAGAUUAUAGUUUGUUAAAUAAAUAUUUGUAUUUCUAGUAUUCAUUUCAAAUAGUAUUUUUUUUUAAAUUUUUUUAUAGUACGACCAAUAUUUAAUUUUAUAGUGUAUUUGAAGUACUUGUUCAUUUUAUUACUCAUAUUGUCUUCAAUUGAA
Molecule: messenger RNA, 962 nt
Organism: Andrographis paniculata
Lineage: Eukaryota; Viridiplantae; Streptophyta; Magnoliopsida; Lamiales; Acanthaceae
Product: PLAT domain-containing protein 3-like
Exons: 3
Coding region: 59-592 (177 amino acids)
Molecular function (GO): protein binding
Source: RefSeq, a predicted model, not a curated record